Molecule: messenger RNA, 825 nt
Organism: Gaeumannomyces tritici R3-111a-1
Lineage: Eukaryota; Fungi; Ascomycota; Sordariomycetes; Magnaporthales; Magnaporthaceae
Product: acidic endochitinase SE2
Exons: 2
Coding region: 1-825 (274 amino acids)
Biological process (GO): carbohydrate metabolic process
Cellular component (GO): extracellular region
Molecular function (GO): chitinase activity
Source: RefSeq, a predicted model, not a curated record
AUGGAGAUGCCCCAACACCUUUGUCCUUGUCAUUUAAAGCCCAGGUCCUCCAACGAUAGUAGGGAGCUUCGCGUCGAAAACGAAUGUUGUCGUGUACUAUGUAAGACCAAUACGCAAGGCUUCGUGCUCGUCUCCCCCGAGAAAACGGGGUGUCACCAAAUUGGCGAUCUCGCUAACCGGCCUUACCCCCUCUCCUGGGCCGGCAACUCACGACAGGGCCAGGGACCAAACCAAAAGGACCUGCUGCACUACUGCAAGGAGCCUAGCAUCGACGUCAUCGUGCUCUCCUUCAUCCACCUCUUCCCGGCGCAGGCCAACGGCCUCCCCGGCAGCAACUUUGGCAACCAGUGCCGCGGCGCCGUCUACCAGGGACCCGGGCGGGACCGCAGCAGGGACGCGCUGCAGGCCGACUGCCCGCGCCUCCGCUCGCAGGUGGCCGCGUGCCAGCGCCGGCACGGCAAGAAGCUGCUGCUGAGCCUGGGCGGCGGCACGUCGGGCUACCAGCUGACGGGCGCCGCGGCCGGGCGCGCGUUCGCCGACCAGCUGUGGGCGCUGUUCGGCCCGCCCGACCGGGCCAGCCGCCUGCCGCGCCCCUUUGGCGACGCGGCCGACCUCGACGGCUUCGACCUCGACAUCGAGCACCCGCCCACCGACGGCGGCGCCGGCUACCGCGCCCUCGCGGCCGGCCUGCGCGCCCACUUCGCCUCGCCCGCCGGCCGCCGCAAGCCGCGCUACCUGACGGCCAGCCCGCAGUGCGUCGUGCCCGACUCGAACCUGAGCGCCGUCGUGCGCGCGGUGCGGUUCGACGCGCUGUUUAUACGUUGA